Pedinophyceae sp. YPF-701 is the source of this 705-nucleotide messenger RNA. The record is from the annotation of a GenBank genome assembly. NCBI's taxonomy places the organism in Eukaryota, Viridiplantae, Chlorophyta, Pedinophyceae.
AUGGAAAUCAACGGUAGUGGCAUCACAUGGCCGCCAAGCCACGAUAGACCAGGCCCGGACCCCGUAGUAGACACCAGGCCGAAUAUCCGCCCGAGCCAGAUGUCGGCCACGGCCCCGGCGCGCGCGAGCAACGGCGCGGCACCCCCCCACGGAUUCCAGUUCCAGCAUUUCCCGGUGAAAUUCACGUCGUCGUUCCGGUUCCCCGACAGCAUCAAGCUGCGCAAGCGCCUGCGCAUCUGGCCGAUCCGGGCGUCGCUCGGCGUCGACCUGGACCUGCGCGCCCAGGACGUCAGGUUCCACCUCACGGUCAAGGACCAGGUGCUCGGAGGCAGGCUGACGCUGGACCGCGUGACGCAGACCGUGGAGUACUACAAGGGCUUCACGAUCCCGCAAAGCGCGAUGGAGGUGCACGUGCACGGUCGGUGCAGCUACCUCCCGGCCUUCGACCAGGGCGCCCCGCUGCGCCCGUCGCUCACCGUGGGGCUCGACUUCGCGGACGGCAUCUUCACGAUGGUGCGGAAUUCGUUCGACGUGCGCAAGAAGAUCAACCUCACGCAGAACGUGCAGCUCGAGGCGUGCGGGAACGUGCGGCUGCCGCUGCCGGUGGCGCAGUACGCGCAGGACGGGCCGGGCAGGCGGCUCGCGCUCGGCGGGCAGGACCUGCGGCUCCACAUGGACCGCCUGAACCUCAUUGUCAAGGUGUGA